Messenger RNA from Amoebophrya sp. A120, 444 nucleotides. Lineage: Eukaryota; Dinophyceae; Syndiniales; Amoebophryaceae. The record is from the annotation of a GenBank genome assembly.
GUGGUGCCGACAGAGUCUCUCCUGGAGAAUUUAGUCAUGCUACUGUGCUGCAUCACCACGAGCUGGCCGUGUUUGUUGCUUGGCGACGAGGGCGGGAGUAAGACCAUGUCAAUCAGUCUUAUCACGGGCGCAAUGAAGGGGCCUUUGUCACAGACGGCGUUCUUCAAAAAGCUUCCAAGGUUAGAGAUCUUCCGUCUCCAGCUGGGCGCUGGUACGACCGCAUCGCACAUCGAGAAGUUGACUGACUGUGUCGGCGCGUGGUUGAGUCGCCAAAGUAGCGACGCUGAAAAAGAAGCAUCCGAGCAGACCGAAACGUCGCUAGAGAACGUGACCCUCGGGCAUUCGCAUCGUGCGCUGGUGAUUCUGGAGGAGCUGGGUAUGGCGCGGCUGUCUCCAUCGAAGCCUUUGAAAGCCUUGCACCACUUGCUCGACCGCCCGAAGAUU